Messenger RNA from Armigeres subalbatus, 1484 nucleotides. RefSeq names its product prostasin-like. Gene Ontology annotation, biological process: proteolysis. The record is from RefSeq and is a predicted model, not a curated record. Gene Ontology annotation, molecular function: serine-type endopeptidase activity. The coding region runs from base 107 to 1462 and encodes 451 amino acids. The transcript has 3 exons. Lineage: Eukaryota; Metazoa; Arthropoda; Insecta; Diptera; Culicidae.
GCGGAAGAAAUCAAAUAACUGGUAUUCGGUCUAGCAAUGACGAGCAAUUCUUUGCGAUCGUAUCCCAAAAUUUCAAAUCUCUAACAGGUUUUCAGUCGUAGCGAAAAUGGCGACGAGAGUGAACAGUUUGUUGGAAUGCAGUUCAUUUGUUAUUAUUUUGGCUUGCUGUGUGGCAUUGAGUUUACUCUCAACCGAAAUCAGUGGUAAAGAUGCAGCCUGUGGAUGGAGGAAGAUAAAUCUGCAACAAUUGGUCACCCAUGGAUACACAAGCAAGCCGGGUGAAUUCCCGUGGCACGCAGCAUUAUUUAUGAAGGCGGGUUUCCAAAAGACCUACAUAUGUGGUGGAACGCUGGUGAACGAGCUGAGCAUUGUCACUGCAACUCACUGUGUGGUGGAUCCCAGCACAGCAGAAGUGUUCUCCCCGGAAAGUCUGUAUGUACAAUUGGGAAAGUUCAAAUUGAAUCUGUACGGCGACACGGUGCAAGAACACGCCGUCCUGCAGGUCAUUACACACGCAGAGUUUCAACCAGUGACGAGCAAAUAUGACGUGGCGGUAUUGAAAUUAGCUACCCAGGCGAGGUUCACGGAUUACGUGCAGCCAAUUUGCGUAUUCCCUCAGCCAGUGGUAAACUUCAAUGAUGGUUCCGAAAAAGGUAUCGUGGUGGGAUGGGGCUAUACUCAGUACGAUACGAUAUCGGAUGCCCUCCAGGCGACAACGGUGCCGUUGGUAAGCUAUACCAAGUGUUUGGAGAGUAAUCCCGAUUUGUUUGAUAGGACAAUUUACGAUGGGAUGUUUUGCGCAGGAUACACAAAUGGAACAAACGUCUGCAACGGCGACAGUGGCGGUGGAUUGUACGUCACUCGGAAUGGCGUUUGGUAUCUGAUAGGAAUUGUCUCGUUUACGGCUGCCCGCGAGGCUCAGACGAGUUUGUGCAGCACUAAGGACUACACAGGAUUCACAAAAAUUGCGGCCUUUGAAGAGUUCAUUGUGAAUUCCUGUGGACUUGUGGUAUCUUCCCAGAUCAACCAGCCGGUCGAUCAACCUGGUGGCAAAAGACAGAAGUAUAUUUACGCAUCGAAUUUUGAUUUACAUAGAAAAAUAAACUGGUUUCAAGCAGCGGAUUAUUGCCGUUCAAUUGGAAAGCAUCUGGCAGAGAUAAAGUCAGCACAGGAUAACGCAAAAGUUAAGGACAUCGUGCGAUUGGGUGGAAUGGAGCUAGAUGAGGAUGGAGUAUCCAGGGUUAAGCAAUACUGGAUUGGGGCAAACGAUCUGGCGGUGAACCGUGUGUUCAAAUGGCAAUUCAGUGGGAAACGUGUGACCUUCACUCAUUGGAGGCAGAAUGAGCCCAACAAUAUGCACAAUAAAGAACACUGCGUGGCAGUUUUGGGUAAUAAGCAAGCUUUCUGGUUGGAUGCGAAUUGCAAAGCGAAACGGCAGGUUCUAUGUGAGUUUUGGAAAUAAAACAACCAAUGAAUAGUUCUGA